AUGGUCAAGGUACGGCAGAAUCUUCGGCGCAAGUUACCAUAUGACUUUGAAGAUCCUGUGCAUGCCUACCCAGAGGCAUUCGAUAUCUCGCUGCUUUUGCGAGAGGAAGAGAUGGUCAACUUGAUACUGCAGUCAUGCCCAGAAGCACUUGCUUUGGAGAAGCUGCUGCAAGCAGAGCGGCACCUUUCAUUGAUGGCACGUACUACGCAGCCUUCUGAGCUCUACGAAAAUGCAACACAGGCUUGCGAGCACAGCAGGUCUUUUCAAGAGCUGCAAAUGGGGUUCGGGUUCCAGAACAAGUACGAGGAGAUGCUUCGGAUGGGUUCCGAGCACUUGAUGAACACUUGGCUUCGAUUGGGACUCCGAGCGGACACAUUCUGUGCUCGAUUAAAGGACUUCAAUACUGUACGGCUCGAUAUAGGCAGCUUUGCAGGGGAUGGCAUGCAGGGGAAGGAAUUUAAUCGACCUGGUGGAUUUGGGUUUCACAUGCGUGAGACACAGGCCGCUUUGGCUUCAGAGAAAGAUCCGCAUGGCAGCGGAGCCCCUCACGGGGCGGUGAUCGGUGAAAGCCAUAGCACGAGUCCUCAAGGGACCGGAUUGACCGAGAUGGCAGAGAUAGCCCGUGUAGUGGCUAGUGCGGCCAAUGCUGCAGCUGAAGCAGCACGUGCAGCCGCACCUGCAGAUCGAGAUCAGGAGGUGAGCCAGUGGAGAGACUGGUAUUGGUCUCUUCGCCAAUACCUUCUGGUGGUGGAUGGAAAGUAUGAGGAUGAUCUGAACUAUGUGGAGAGGGCUGGCAUAGAAGAAGUGGCACUUCGACAACUUCUACAGAAUUGUCAGCCUUGUGCUCGCAAUCGAACCAUGGCCAUGCUCCAGAGCUUGAUGGCCUAUCCAGCGUUCAGCAUGAAGAGUUCGAUAGUGGCUCAGGUGGUGAGACUGAAAGAGAGCUUCAGCCAAUUCGAGAAGAUGGGUGGCAAGAUGACGGACGAGAUGAAAGCAGCAGUCCUCCUCAAGUGCAUCUCAGGAAAGGACCUGAAGGGCAAGGGUAAGAAUCAGAACCUUCAAGGGCAGUGGGCUCCUUCACCGACUACCUCAUGGACAUCAACAUCGAAAAGCAGUGGCAAAGGGGACCAGAAGCCCUCAGUGGACAAGAACAAGGGCCAGUCAAAGGGCAAGGAUGAGAACAUUCCGGACUCUGACUUGGACAUCGACAAGGUGAACAUCACCAUCGAUUCUGGAGCUGAUGCACCAGUUUUCCCAUCUUUUAUGAUUCAUUGUGGCCGAGAUCACAGUGGUCAAGCUGUUGCUCUACAAGAUGCUCAAGGGCGACAGAUUCCAGUCUUGGGGCAGAAGGCCAUCUCCGUACUUCUGCAAGAUGCCAAUGGGACUGAGAUUGAACUCAAAGACGAUGUCAUCUUCUCCCAUGAGAUCAGCCAGCCCAUGCUGAGCUAUGGAAGGCUCAUGAAUGCUGGAUGGAGCAUUUGCGCACAGAAGAGAUGCUUGAAGAAUGGCAACUAUGAGAUCCCGCUGGAGUUUCAGAACAACAGCUUGGUGGUGAAGGGCCAUGUGAGGAACGCAAUCGACGGAUUUGCCCAGUACCAGAAUCCACUCUUCGUGCCCAACAUUGACUACAGAGUGGACUGGUUUCGAACCACGCUCAUCAAGAAGAACCAGGCGUGGGUCAAGGUGGAGUCUUGUGAAAGGGUUUCAGGGAUGUUGGACCCCGAGCCCUACAUAGAUGAGAUUGCUGGGCGCACCAAUGUGGUCACCUUUUUGACCGACGGUUUCGAAGAUGUUGAGACCAUGGGCUCUAAGGUUGAAGGUGGAAUGGCAAGAGCGGAGUUCGAAGCCUUGGAAAGGGAGUUUCGGAGGAGCAACAACAUGUUCCCAGAGCACCUGCUGAUGGAAUUCUUGGAGAUGGAGAGCAGGGAGAUCUACAACCUGAAGGUGGUGGACAAGUUCAAGACCAUCCACUUCAACUUCAAGUUUCGCAAGAAGGAGCUUGAGUUGAUGAUGGCGCAAGCAGCCAUUGCUCAGGCUGAGGGUGUGGUUGAGAGGCAUCCCAAUGCUCAAAGGCUUGUGAAGCCACCGGAACCUCAUGAACAAGAACAUCAUGCACUCACGCAUACACCCUACUCUCCAUGGUGCUCUUCCUGCCUGAAGCAUCGUGCUCGCCCUGACCAACAUAGAAGGAGUGGAGAGGCACAUGACAUGCCAAUCCCAGUCAGUUCAAUGGACUUUGCAGUCACCAAAAAGAAGGAAGGUUUGGAUCCACAUCCUGAAGGAGCUGCAGAUGACAAAGGAGCUCUAUGGCUUGUUCUCACUGACAGCCACACUGGGUAUUUGGGAGUGGUGCCGAUUCAGUCGAAGGGCCAGCUCAACUACAUGACCCACGAGGUUCUCAGCUUUGUGCGAGCCCACCAUUCGCCAGAUCCUCAAGACCAUCGUCACCUCAAGACAGGAUGCUUGCGAGCGGGCUGGAUUGGUGUUUCCAUGCAAGCAUGCUUUGUGGAGCUGGGCUGGUCGACAUGCAGCAUGGUGUUUGAAUCCUUUUCAAGUGGGCAAAUCGCUUCUUCCCAUGAAGCUACCCAUGGCAAGCGCUACACUGGAAAGACAGCCUGCUUUGCUGAGCCGGUGUAUGCUUACUGCAAAGGCCAUGGAGUUGAGCGUCGGUUUGCAGAUGAGGAGGCAAAUGCUGUGAUGGCAUAUGCUCGAUCUCGUGAAGGUCGACUUGAGGCUCCGAGGGAGCUGAAGGAAGCAAAGGAGGAGUCAAGUGCCAAAAGAUCGAAGCAUACUGAGAGCGUGCUGCGGAGGAUUGCAAUGAGUGAGAGAAGGCUGGUGGAAGUCACUGUUGGUGAUGAGAGCUUCUACCACUUGGACAAGGCCAUCGGCCAGGAGUACCUCAACGCCUUUGAGAAUGAGAGCUUCGAGGUUGAAGAGAAGACUGUGCUCCAGGUGAACAAGAUGGAGAAGCUUUGGUCUGAUGAUCCAUUGACCAGGAGGCCACCAGAUCCUGAACCUGAAGUUGACCAAUUGGCUGCUGAAGUUGAACUACAACGGCUUCAAGACAUGGGAGUCAUUGAGCCCCUUGCUGUAGAAGAUGUUGGAUUGGGUCUUCUCACAACACGAAUAGUCUAUGAUUGGAGGAUCAAAGGGUGGAAGAACCCUAAGAAUGGAGAGACCAAGCGUGGACAAGUCCUACGACUCCUUCCAUCAAUCUACCUCAUGCUGCUUGGUGUUGAUGGAGUUCCUAGAGAAGAGCUGCAGAUUGGAGCCCUUGAUGUCAAAGACGCCUUCUUGAUGGCGAACCAGGAGGAGCCAGUUCAAAUCAGGACCAAGAAUGGUCGAUACAAGGUCAACAAGAACUUACCAGACCAGAGGUUAGCUGCAAAGGCUUGGUAUGACUAUUUGGUAUCCUUCCUGAAGAAGAGGGGAGUUGAGUUCUCCAAAGAAAAUCCGUGCUUGGGCAGACGCGCAGGGAAACUCUUCCUGUUGUUGCGCGUCGAUGACAUCAUGAUUUGCGGCUGCAAGGAUGGGGUUCAGAAGCUCAUUGCAGAGCUCAAGAAGGAGUUUGUCAUCUCCUACAAGAUUGCCCAGUUUCCAGGUGAUGAGUUUGAGUUCCAGAAGAGGACCUAUCGACUAUGUGAUGAUGGCAUGGACAUCAUGCCUGGCCGCUUUGCUGAGACAAUGAUCAAGCUCUUUGAGGAGAAGUAUGGACCUGUGAAAUGUCAGCAGGAUGAAGCUUCAUUGUACCGCUCUUUGGUGGGCAGUGGAAUCUACUUGUCACAGGAGCGCAUCGAGCGUGGCCAUGUCAUCAAGCAGUUGGCCAGUGGAAUGUCCAGCCCAACAUGUGAACAUCUACAAGUGAUGAAAUGCUUGAUUGGGUAUCUCAAAACAACUGAAGGGAACUACAACCACUUGGAGCUUCCGAACUAUGGCAAGGGCAUCCAUAUGACUCCAAAUGGGUCCCUGAAUCUUUCACUGACUCUGAUUGGUAGCAAGCAAAAAGGAAGUGGUCGCCUUCGACAUGUGUCUGGAAAGCUUUUGUGGAUCCAGGAUCAAACAAGCCCAAAGACGUUGGAGGGGAAGCAAAUCAGCACUUUGCUGAACAUUGGCGACGUUGGAAGGAAACCAUUGGCAAAGGCAAGACUUCAUGCAUUGAUGUUUUGGUGCAAGAUCUACGACAAGGAUGGCAACCAGGUGGGAGAAGCGGAGGCCAACAGGGUGAAGGAAACCAGCCUCAACAAGGCAAAGAUCAUGUGGGUGGCACAGCUCUUGCAGAAGGUGGUCAUUUUUGGAGACUAUUUUUUUUUGAGCACUCUCUUUCUCCUGCUCUUUGUGGCCGUGCUUGUGGGUUUCUUCAUCGUGUACAAGGCUUACAGGAGCCUUCAGCAAGAACUUCGGCAAGCUCUUGCAGAACUUCGACUUCGGCAAGAUCGAAUGAUGGAGAAUCAGAGCGAUUUGAUCAAUGAGAUUGGCAUGCACCAUAUCCACAUCACUAAAAUGCAUGUUGCUUUGAUCAGGCUUGGUGGCUAUGUCCAGUUCGAGCAGCCAAUCACCGAGCAAGAUUGGGGCAACUGGCACUACAUCGAGCAUGGCAAUCGAGUUGAAGAUGAUCGAGUAUGCCGACGUUGCUUGAGAAGCUUGAGAGUUUGCUCAGAGCGCCGACAGCGCUACAUGGACUCGACGUUGUCUGAGUGUUCAGACCUAGAUGAGUGGAUGGCACUACAUCAUGGAGAACCUGGCAGUGGACUUUCUCUGGCAGGUGAUGCGAGUCGUUCAGCUGAUGACUCGCCUGGUGACAAUGAAGGUGGGGAAGAAAGCAACCCGACCAAUGAUGAUGUAUCACCAGUGGCCAGUGAGAAGAACACAGUGGUUUCAGAAUGCAUGAAGGAUGAGUACCUGGAGUGGCCAAGUUGUGAUUUCUCUGCAUCGCAUGACAAAGCCCAGUUGAGCGCAAUGCAAUGGAUCUCCGACUGGGCCCAGCGCCAAGCGCGUGCCAUCGCCAAUGGCUAUGACUGUUUGGCAGCAUGGUGCAGCCGACAAAUUGAGCUGCAUAGAAUGUACAGCAGGGUAGGUGAGGUGGGUUUCCACCCAGAGUGUCGGAUUCCAAGGAUUCAGGCAGAGAGUCGAUCGGGAGAGUUGCUGCAGGGUUGUUACGUAGAAGGCAUGUGGAAAGACCUGCCAGAGGACUUGCACCGCGUCGACAAUCCGUCAGUGUCCGUGAGCACAAGACCUAGCAAUCCCAGUGCACAUUGGGUGCCCCGAGGCUACACAACCAAAUUUGCAUCCAGCUUAAACUCUGUGCUUGGCGCGGCGGGUUGCGAUGCGCCCUUCUUGGCAUACCAUCCGUUUCCAAUGGCACCGCUCACUGCUUGUAAAUAUUGUGCUGUGGCCUCUUUGAUGAAUCUACAGAAAGGCGAUGAGCUCUUUGAACUCGGAGGAGGCUGUGGCAUUGGGGCUGCAUGGUUGGCGACCUCCUUUGGAGUCAAGGUGACAAUGGUAGACCUCAUGCAGCAGCAUGUGGAUGGUGCAAAGAAGUUGGCAGACGAGGUUGGCAUAGAGAUGACUCUUCGACAAGGUGACGUGGCCGAGCUAGAUGCUUAUCCAGACGAGUCAUUCGAUGUGCUAAUUGAGAAUGGUGCCAUGACCUUCCUGGGCUCUGCAGCAGCUAUGUGCACCAUCUUCCGGCGUCAUCUCCUCAGGAUGCUUCGUCCUCAAGGAGUGAUGUGGGUGGGUGGUCUCAACAAUCCGUUCCUGCCCGAACUAUAUGUGAUUGGGCCUGAAAGAUGGGCACAAUGCUUUCAGCCUUUCAAAGACGAACAGAUCCUAUCUUAUGUUAUCUUUUCUGAAAUGCUGACUUUCGGUGUGGCGGAAUCGUGGGAUGACAGGGAGUUGAGCAUGCUGCUGAAGAAAAGAACCUCUACAUCAGCUGCAAGCUCGCCUGCAGAGAUCAUCGAAUCUGGUACGAAUGACGCCAUCAGAAUGUAUGGUUGCACAGCAGAUGUCAGUUUCCCGCCGUUGCCCUCUUUGGCUUUGGAGGUGCUUGAAAGAGAACUCCCAGAAGUUAAGUGGAGAGAUUUCCUGCGAAGUAGCUUCGUUACAGGAGCUUCGUUCUGGCUGUGUGCCAAGGAACGCUUGAAGAGAAUGAGUUUGGCAACACGUGUGGGAAGUCUGUGGACGAUUUUGGACUUUGUGGCAAACUUGGAGACCCGGCAUUUGGAGCACUUCUUCAACACCAAAUUUGAGCCCCGCUCCAACCAGUCUGACAAGGAGCAGUGGGUCGAUGAAAUGAUCGUGCCAACUGGUGUGGAUGCAGUUCUGGAUGAUUUGGAGCUUCGUCUAGAGGAGGAAGUGGGGCUUCCUGCUAGCCAUUCUGAUCCCUGGCACAUCCUCAGGUAUGAACCUGGUUACAGGGCCCACUUCAAACACACAGACUGUGAAGCUGAAGAUCUGGUUCCCAAUGAUCGCUACAUCACAGUACUGAUUUGGCUUUCGGAUUGUUGGAACUCUACUCUCCCAUGUCAGCCUUUCAAUGCGUCAGGUGCUGGCCACAUUGAUGGAGAUUUUGCCGAUGGCGCCACUGUCUUCCCUCAUUACGGCCUUCACAUGCGAAUGCCACGAGGUGGACUCGUGCUUUACAACAGUCUCCCUGAAGGUCGGUGUGACAAAUCAUCAGAGCAUUUUGCUGCAUCGUUGGAUGCUGCUGCACCGGCGAAGCUAGUGCUGACAAAGUGGUUCUAUGUGUCUCCUACGGAGCCAAACAUGCCAGAGGUCCCAGCUUCCGUUUGCAAUGGACAUCCACCAGCACAAUGCAAGCAUUUCUUCACGCCAGCAGAGGGCAUGGGUGCACAGAGAGUGCAGCAAGCUGUUGCACAGCUGCAGUGGCGCGUCGGCGAGCUUGGCGAGCUUGUAGGUGAUGACCUGGAGCAGGUGCAGGCUAUGAUGUCAUCAGAAGUCCAAGAACUGCGAGAUGCAUUGGAGCAGCAGGUCGGAGGGAGGUCUUUGGGGCAGUCGCCACACUGGCAUUCUAUGAUGGACACUUGGGCGCGACGGGUCACAACACUAGACACAAGAUUAAACAGCAUGAACGGAUGGGCUACUCGUAGGUUAAUUUAUCUUCUGCCUCCACUACGCUGUGUUGUGCUGCAGCUACACUAUUUUGCACUAUUAUGCAAGACCAGCUUACACUUUGAGCGUGCAAGAGUACUUCUCUCUCUCUCUCUCUUUUUUUGGGUGUUGUUACGUUCUUUGCAUUUGUACAUGCUCUUGGGUGUUCGGUUUGAUUUUGGGCGCCAGGGUCUGUCAACUGCCAGAUUGUGA
This is a messenger RNA of Cladocopium goreaui, 7320 nucleotides long. NCBI's taxonomy places the organism in Eukaryota, Dinophyceae, Suessiales, Symbiodiniaceae. The record is from the annotation of a GenBank genome assembly.